AUGAAGGAAGAGGUGAAAGGCAUCCCGGUCAAGGUGGCCCUUCGCUGCCGCCCACUUCUCCCCAGGGAGCUGGAGGAAGGCUGCCAAACUUGCCUUUCCUUUGUACCUGGAGAGCCCCAGGUGGUGGUUGGCAGUGGCGAAAAAUGCUUCACCUACGACUUUGUGUUUGAUCCCUCAGCGGAGCAGGAAGAAGUUUUCAACUUGGCAGUCGCCCCUCUCAUAAAGGGCAUCUUUCAAGGGUAUAAUGCAACUGUUCUGGCCUAUGGACAGACUGGCUCUGGAAAAACCUUUUCAAUGGGAAGUGCUUAUACUGCAGCUCAGGAGAACGAGCCAACAGUUGGAGUCAUCCCUCGGGUCAUUCAGCUCCUUUUCACUGAAAUGGACAAGAAGGUGGACUUUGAAUUUCUCCUGAAAGUGUCUUAUCUGGAGAUCUACAAUGAGGAAAUUCUAGACCUUCUGUCCCCAUCUCGAGAGAAAUCCUCACAGAUAAAUAUACGGGAAGAUCCUAAGGAAGGAAUAAAGAUCAUAGGACUCACUGAAAAAACUGUUUCACUUGCCAUGGACACCGUGUCCUGCUUGGAGCAGGGCAACAACUGUAGGACUGUGGCCUCCACAGCUAUGAACUCCCAGUCUUCCCGAUCUCAUGCCAUCUUCACCAUCUCUGUAGAGCAGAGAAAGAAAAGUGACAAGAAUAGUACCUUUCGUUGUAAGCUGCAUCUCGUGGACUUGGCUGGUUCAGAAAGGCAGAAGAAGACCAAGGCUGAAGGAGAUCGUCUAAAAGAAGGUAUUAAUAUUAACAGAGGACUCCUGUGCCUGGGAAAUGUAAUUAGUGCACUCGGAGAUGACAAAAAGGGUGGCUUUAUCCCCUACAGAGAUUCCAAGUUAACCCGUCUGCUUCAAGAUUCACUAGGAGGUAAUAGCCACACUCUUAUGAUUGCCUGCGUGAGUCCCGCAGACUCCAAUUUAGAAGAAACAGUCAAUACGCUGCGCUAUGCCGACAGAGCAAGAAAAAUCAAGAAUAAGCCCAUUGUCAACAUUGAUCCCCAGACGGCUGAGCUUAACCAGCUGAAGCAGCAGGUACAGCAGCUACAAGUCUUAUUGCUACAAGCUCAUGGAGGGACCCUGCCAGUGUCUAUCAAUGUGGAGCCAUCAGAAAAUCUACAGUCCCUAAUGGAAAAGAACCACUCCUUGACAGAGGAGAAUGAAAAGCUGAGCCGAGGAUUGAGCGAGGCAGCUGGUCAGACAGCCCAGAUGUUGGAGAGGAUCAUUUUGACAGAACAAGCGAAUGACAAGAUGAGUGUGAAGCUUGAAGAACUCAAGCAACACCCAGCGUGCAAGCUUGAUCUGCAAAAGCUGAUAGAGUCUCUGGAUGACCAAGAGUUAAAAGAAAAUUUGGAGAUAAUUCAUAGUCUGCAGCAUGUGAUAACUCAGCUCUCAGUAAGCCAAGAUGAAGCUGCUCUCUGCCUGGCUUCAGCUGCCGAUGUGCCUGCUGAGCCCAGUGCCGCUCAGGUGGAAACUAGUCCUAACACCAGCAGGUCCUCUGAAGGUUUCACUACUCAGCAUGCACUCCGCCAGGCUCAGAUGUCCAAGGAGCUGCUAGAGCUGAAUAAAGCCCUUGCUUUGAAAGAGGCCCUAGCCAAGAAAAUUACUCAGAAUGACAGUCACCUGCAGCCCAUACAGUUCCAGUACCAGGAUAACAUGAAAAGCCUGGAGUUGGAAGUCGCCAGUCUACAAAAAGAAAAGGAAGACUUGCUCUUUCUGCUUAAUUCCGCAAAGAAGGAUGUCAACCAAGCCAAGUUGAGCGAACGUCGUCGAAAACGCCUCCAGGAGCUAGAAGGGCAAAUUAUUGAGCUGAAGAAAAAAUUGAAUGAGCAGUCAAAGCUUCUGAAGUUAAAAGAAUCCACAGAGCACACAGUCUCCAAACUUAACCAGGAAAUACGGUUGAUGAAAAGCCAAAGAGUACAGCUAAUGCGUCAGAUGAAAGAAGAUGCUGAAAAAUUUCGGCAGUGGAAGCAACAAAAAGACAAGGAAGUAAUCCAGCUUAAAGAACGAGAUCGUAAGAGGCAGUAUGAACUGCUCAAGCUUGAAAAGGACUUUCAGAAACAAUCCAAUGUCCUCAGACGGAAAACCGAGGAGGCAGCAGCUGCCAACAGGCGCCUCAGGGAUGCUCUGCAGAAACAACGAGAGGCUGCAGAUAAGCGGAAAGAGAGCCAGAGCCGCGGAAUGGAGGGGACUGCAGCCCGGGUGAAGAGGGACUAUGCUUCUUUUGAAGGACUUUGA
Molecule: messenger RNA, 2280 nt
Organism: Gracilinanus agilis (Agile Gracile Mouse Opossum)
Lineage: Eukaryota; Metazoa; Chordata; Mammalia; Didelphimorphia; Didelphidae
Gene: KIF4A
Product: kinesin family member 4A
Exons: 20
Coding region: 1-2280 (759 amino acids)
Biological process (GO): microtubule-based movement; mitotic spindle organization
Molecular function (GO): microtubule binding; ATP binding; microtubule motor activity
Source: RefSeq, a predicted model, not a curated record